This is a messenger RNA of Symbiodinium natans, 2952 nucleotides long. NCBI's taxonomy places the organism in Eukaryota, Dinophyceae, Suessiales, Symbiodiniaceae. The record is from the annotation of a GenBank genome assembly.
AUGUCGGAACUACUUCAGAACUGGCUGAACAAUGAGGUCGGCCUGUCAACAAACGUCUCCAACUUUGAGAAGGACUUCGCUUCCGGCUACCUCUUCGGUGAGAUCUUGCACAAGUUCUGGCAGGCCGAUGCGGAGCAGUUCCAGAACAAGAAUUCGCACCAAGCGAAGAUUGCCAACUUCAAGACACUGGAACCCAUCCUCAAGGCGUUGGGCAUCAAAUGCAAUGCCACGCUGAUCAAUGCGGUGAUGAAUGGCGAGCGCGGGGCAGCGUUGAGGCUCCUCUACCAGCUGAAAAUGGCAUCGGAGAGGAGUGAGCGCCCGAUCCUGGCGCUGCAAGCUUCGUCGUUGGAGACGCAGGCCAGCGCCGGCUGGCCCGGCGCCUCCACGAAGGUAAGACAAGCUCGUAUGGAGAAGCUGACCCGAAAGUUCGAGCUGGAGAAGCACAAGCAGGAGAUUGUAGCCUUUGAAAUGGACAACAUCGAGCAGGCCCACGUGGACGAGCAGCGACAGAUCCACCGAUUUAGCCUGCGCGAGCGGCUGCGGCAGAACCGGGCCGCCAAAGAUGAGUGGGAGGCUCGAGGGCACGAGCUCUGGCAAGAGAACAUGAAGGUACGAAUGGCCAGGGAGGGUGCAGAGGCCCGAUUUAAUGAGGUCGUCUUCAAGAAGCAGCAGGAGAAGGAUCGUCAGACGAGGGGCCUGGCCACCUCGGAGGUCCUCCAGGGCACGAAGGACUUCGAAACCGGCCUGAUUAGCUUGGGGCUCUCCCGCAAGUUGGAGGCGCGGCGGAUCAAGGACCUCGCGGAGGAUGAGAGCUCGGAGGACGACGAAGAGGAGAGCGGCGAGAGGCUGCUGUCACAGACCUCGAAGGUCGCCACGGCGAAGGAGCUGGUUGAAGCUCUUCAGUCGAAGUUGCCGACCAGCCAGGAGCUCGGCUACGAAGCCGGCCUCUUCAUGCGGAAGAUCAAGGCUUUGUGGCAGUCUAUCGAAGUCUAUUUCCAAUUUCAUCGGCACUCUACGCCCAGCUGUUGUCGUUUCCGUGAGUUUUUGUGGAUGAGCCAUCGGUUCAACUUCAUGCCCAGUUCCUUUGCUCAGUGCCCUCGCACACCCCCUUGCUGCCGUGCCAUGACACGGUUGGACCUGAACCUGACAAACGUGGAGAUCUGCCUCCUCAGCUGCCCGUCCCGGAAUUUGACCUUGUCCCAUCGCACUUGCAACGAAGGCUCCGAACAAGGCCUACGAACAUGUGCCGAGCCGCCCCUAAUUAGCGUGCUGUGCCUGAACGACAAGGACCCGCUGUUCCAGCAGGCUGCAGUGGAUGCCCGGGCACUGUUCCCCUCAAUUUCCAAAUACUCCGACAUCCACCAGGAGUUUGACGGCUCGUACGGAGCUGCCCUUGAAGGACGAACGGCUGCCAGCCCUCCAGUGCAGGAAGUUGCUCGACAGCUGCAGCGGCUGGAUGAUGCCAAUUGGAACUACUACCACUUCGUUGUGUCCUCGAUCGAGGGUAGCAGGGCCGUUGGGAUUGGCUCGAACGCUCGCAAGCGAGAGCGUGCGAUCUACACAGCGCUGGCCGUCACGAAGCUUCUGUCGGGAGGAAACGGGCCCGUGUCAUCCGAGAUGCAGCAGCUUGCGUCAAGCAUCCGCCGACAGAUGCCGCGGCCUGGAGAGAAGCCGGUGGCGCCACCACGUGCUGCCGAGGUACCUGCAAGGGGCACUGCUGGCGCUGCGACGGGGAACGUGGAACCGAUGGAGCCGACCCGCCAGCCUCAGGCUUCUGCUCUGGGCGAUGAUCUUCCGCCGUGGCUAGAAGUACGGGGGCCCGCGACAAACCCGUCUGCUACCGGCGGUUCAGCAGGUCCCUCCCAGGCUGCACCGGCGGAGGCGGCGGUGCCGAAGCCGAAGAAGGCAAGCAAGGCAAACAAGAUUGGAAGGAUUGUCGAGGAGGCCGUGGUGGAGGUGGACGUGAGGGGAGCUGUAGAAGAGGACGACGAUGGGGAGGAGGUAGUCUUCUCGCAGCCCUUGGUGACAGAGCCCCCACGGUCACGCGCAGCGGAGCCGGCAGGGCCAGAGCCGCAUGUGGCGGACGCCUUGCGCCAGGCCACGUGGCGGGCCGAGGAUGCUCAGACCAUCCGAACGACGGGAACGGAUGACAUUCCGCUGGGUACCGAUACGGACCCAAGUAACUACACGAAUCUCUGGCUGGCUGGGAGAAGCAACGACAGUUAUACGAAGCUGGCUUACACGCACGACCUGGAUAGCCGUGUUCUCGAUGCUGAAAACAUCGGGUUCACCUACGGUGGACGGGUGCUGGGAAGACAAGGCUUCUUCGCGCUCGAGGGUGUGGAGAAAGCGGUGGAAUACUUCCGACGCCAAGGCAUCAAGGUGCUCGUGAUUGGGCAGCGCGAGGCACUGCAGAAGCUGAGAGCUCCUGGCGCCGUUGAAGUCAUCGUGGCCGACAAGAUUGAUGAUGCCAUCGUGCUCAAGAAGGGCUUCGAGAAGAAAUGUCCCAUCGUCAGCAGAGACGAGUUCCGCAAGGAGCAGGAGGAGCGGCGCCUGGAUGCCGCAGUUCGAAACUGGGCUCCGGAUUUAAAGCGGGGCACCAUGCACUCGGCCUUUGAUCUUGUGCUUUUCUGGUUUAAGGGUGUCCACGUGGGACAUGAGGAACCAUGUGGAACUGUUUCUGUCAUUCAGGACUCUCUGUGUAUUCACGCAGGGACAUGCUAUGACAUGCUCUUGUUCGUGGCUUCGCUGGUGUCUCUGAGGGGGUCAGUUGGCGAUGACUACUGUCGCACAGUGCAGGUGAAGUAUACCUUCGACGAGAAGGGCGAUUUCCUUCCGAGCUAUGACCUGCCACUCGUCAAAACAUCGCAUUUGACUCGUUUGACCCCUGAAGUCUUCUUCCAUACCCAGCAGGCUUGCACGACCACACAGCGUUUCAUGUGCCUGCAUUAA